AUGGGAAGGCCAACUUACGAUUUUGACUUUCAUCCUGGUUUUAACUGCAUAAAUACGAGUUCCUUUCGAUACUUUGUUGACAAGGGCUUCGAUCUUGUUAUAAAAGGAGAAUCGACCCACGAAUGCGUCCAGGCAGAACUCAGCGGGGGCCGAGACUGGAUUCUAGCAGAAAAAGUCAUGGAGAACAAAAAACUAACGACGAGCUGCUCUCGUCAUCGAAACCACAAUCCUCUCAAGAAAAAAUACAAUUCCGCUGCUUACAAGAAAAAGAAUUAUUUGAAGUUCAAGUUCAAUUCAAGAAAAUAA
Molecule: messenger RNA, 306 nt
Organism: Oikopleura dioica
Lineage: Eukaryota; Metazoa; Chordata; Appendicularia; Copelata; Oikopleuridae
Source: the annotation of a GenBank genome assembly